This is a messenger RNA of Acanthoscelides obtectus, 599 nucleotides long. NCBI's taxonomy places the organism in Eukaryota, Metazoa, Arthropoda, Insecta, Coleoptera, Chrysomelidae. The record is from the annotation of a GenBank genome assembly.
CCAUCCGACCAAAAAUGACAGUUCCGUGCGUGUCGUUGUAGUGAGAGGUGGUUCAUUUCGGUAUUCUCUCGUUUCGCUUCAAUAACAAUGGCGUUUAACGGAGAUGGGCCUCACAUAAAAAGACAGCGUACGGAGACUGACACCGCCAAUAACAGGCCCACGCAGGGCUUCAACGCGACAAUAGAAGAGCCCCGAAGAAAACGGCCUGAUGACGCGGAGCCUAAUCACAUUUUAUUAUUCACCAUCAUAAACCCCAUGUACCCCAUCACAGUGGAUGUGUUACAUACAAUAUGCCAAUCUAGUGGACAAGUGUUACGAAUAGUGAUCUUCAAGAAAAACGGGGUGCAAGCAAUGGUGGAAUAUCCUUUUAAUGCAAUAUUCUUAGAUUUAAGCAUUAUUCAGUUUGUCGCUCUAGUAUUUGAUUAAAUUAUAGGCACUGCUUUGGAAACAUAACCAGACCGACAAGAAUUUUACCCAGACACCAGAAUAUACUUUCCUGAAGGUUUUUGAUGCAUUGAAUUCAAAUCCGUGGUAUCUCCCAUUUGGCUCUAGUUUUAGAGAUAUCCUAACUUAAAAGUACGUACAUAUCGAUUUUUGCC